Lepisosteus oculatus (spotted gar) is the source of this 5051-nucleotide messenger RNA. The record is from RefSeq and is a predicted model, not a curated record. NCBI's taxonomy places the organism in Eukaryota, Metazoa, Chordata, Actinopteri, Semionotiformes, Lepisosteidae.
UCCAUUGUAACUGGCCAUGUAACCAUGCUCACAUGGUAGAUUUUCCUUCCUGCCCCUGCGUGGCUGCUGAUCUAUUCUCGGGACCCACAUGAAGACAAAUCGCUGCUCUUUAUUCGAACCCUUUCUGCAGUAAAUGGAUACAAUCUUUCCUGUCGCUGGAUUAAGUUACAUGUACAAAAUGAACGAAAUAUGAUGGCAUUUGGAGAUAUUUUGUCUUCUUUGCAGGAACUACUGGCUUUCGAUUUGCCGUACAAAGUAAGGGUUGUGAUUGGAAUUGCAGCAGUCUUGGUAAUUUUGUUAAGGUGACUGUAAAGUCAUGCGGUCCUCAUCAUCCCGAUUAUCGAGUUUUUCAUCAAAAGAUUCUCUAUGGAACCGGAUGCCGGAUCAGAUUUCGGUGUCCGAGUUUCUCUCGGAGACUACGGAGGAUUAUAAUUCCCCGACCACGUCCAGCUUUACCACCCGCCUGCAGAGCUGCCGGAAUACCGUCAACGUGCUGGAAGAGGCUUUAGAUCAAGACCGGACAGCAUUACAGAAAGUGAAGAAAUCUGUUAAAGCAAUAUACAAUUCAGGUCAAGAACAUGUUCAAAAUGAAGAGAACUAUGCACAAGCCCUGGACAAAUUUGGAAGCAAUUUCAUAAGCCGUGAUAACCCUGAUCUUGGGACAGCUUUCGUGAAAUUUUCCACUCUUACAAAAGAGCUGUCAGCUCUGUUGAAAAACCUGCUCCAGAGCCUGAGCCACAAUGUAAUCUUCACCCUGGAUUCCCUGCUGAAAGGAGAUCUGAAAGGAGUCAAAGGGGAUAUAAAGAAGCCAUUCGACAAGGCAUGGAAAGACUAUGAAGCCAAGUUUACAAAAAUUGAAAAGGAGAAACGGGAGCACGCCAAGCAGCAUGGAAUGAUAAGGACAGAGAUCACGGGGGCAGAGAUCGCUGAGGAGAUGGAGAAAGAGAGGCGUCUCUUUCAGCUGCAGAUGUGUGAGUAUCUGAUAAAAGUGAAUGAAAUCAAGACAAAGAAGGGAGUGGAUCUUCUUCAAAACCUAAUCAAGUAUUACCAUGCGCAAUGCAACUUUUUCCAAGAUGGCUUGAAAACUGCAGACAAAUUGAAACAGUACAUAGAAAAGCUUGCUGCUGAUCUGUACAAUAUAAAGCAAACACAAGAUGAAGAAAAGAAGCAGCUGACGGCUCUCCGAGACUUGAUUAAGUCCUCUCUGCAGCUGGACCAGAAGGAGUCCAGGAGAGACUCUCAAAGCAAACAGGGAGGAUACAGUAUGCACCAACUUCAGGGCAAUAAGGAGUUUGGCAGUGAGAAGAAAGGAUAUCUUUUAAAAAAAAGUGAUGGGUUGAGAAAGGUUUGGCAGAGAAGAAAAUGCUCUGUGAAGAACGGUAUUCUGACAAUUUCACAUGCAACAUCCAAUAGGCAGCCUGUCAAAUUGAAUCUACUCACCUGUCAAGUUAAGCCGAGUGGAGAAGACAAAAAAUGUUUUGAUCUUAUAUCUCAUAACCGAACAUAUCACUUCCAGGCAGAGGACGAACAAGAAUUUGUAAUCUGGAUAUCAGUGUUAACCAACAGUAAGGAAGAGGCUUUGAACAUGGCAUUUCGUGGGGAGCAGAGCACAGGGGAGAACAGUUUGGAGGAUCUCACCAAAGCCAUCAUUGAUGACGUGCUACGAAUGCCUGGCAAUGAGAUCUGCUGUGACUGCGGAGCACCAGAUCCCAAAUGGCUCUCCACUAACCUAGGCAUUCUGACGUGUAUUGAGUGCUCGGGGAUACAUAGGGAAAUGGGGGUGCAUAUUUCAAGAAUCCAGUCUAUGGAGCUAGAUAAAUUAGGGACUUCUGAACUCUUGCUGGCCAAGAAUGUAGGAAACAGUAGUUUUAAUGACAUUAUGGAAGGAAACCUUCCUUUUCCUUCACCGAAGCCCACACCAUCAAGCGACAUGACAGCGCGCAAAGAGUUUAUCAACGCUAAAUACGUAGACCACAAGUUUGCUCGGAAGACCUGCACUUCAGCGGCCGCCAAGAUGAGCGAGCUGUUUGAAGCUGUGAAAUCCAGGGAUCUACUUGCACUAAUUCAAGUCUAUGCAGAGGGGGUGGAGCUCAUGGAACCACUGCCAGAGACUGGCCAGGAGCCAGGAGAGACAGCACUUCACUUCUCAGUACGGACUGCAGACCAGACCUCACUGCAUCUGGUCGAUUUUCUUGUUCAGAACAGUGGCAACCUGGAUAAGCAGACUGAAAAGGGAAACACAGCACUACAUUACUGCUGUGUGUACGAGAAACACGAAUGCCUCAAGCUCCUCCUGAGAGGAAAGCCGUCUACUGAUAUAACAAACCAGAAUGGGGAGACGGCACUGGACAUUGCCAGGAGACUGAGGAAUUCACAGUGUGAAGAGGCACUAGUCCAGGCUGCGGCUGGCAAGUUUAACCCUCACGUUCACGUGGAGUAUGAGUGGAACCUGAGGCUGGAGGAGAUCGAUGAAAGCGACGACGACUUGGAUGACAAGCCCAGCCCGAUAAAGAAGGAGCGCUCCCCCAGGCCGCAGAGCUUCUGCCACUCUUCCAGCCUCUCUCCCCAGGACAAGCUGGCCCUUCCGGGCUUUGGCAGCCAGCGUGACAAGCAGCGCUUGUCCUACGGCGCCUUCACCAAUCAGAUAUACAGCGCCAGCACCGACUCCCCCACUUCGCCUGGCAUCGAUGCUCCUCCUCUUCCUCCCAGAAACGCAGGCAAAGCUCCUUCUGGCCCUCCUUCCACCCUCCCUCUCGGCUCACAGCCCCCCAGUGGCAGCUCCACCCUGUGUAAGAAGAGACCGCCGCCCCCUCCCCCCGGACACAAACGCACCCUCUCUGACCCGCCAAGCCCUCUACCUCACGGCCCACAGAAUAAAGGUGGGAUUCCUUGGGGAAAUGACUCCACUCCACCUUCAGUAAACAAAGCGUCUUCUGGGAACAAGUUUGAAGGUAUUCUUCAGCAACAAAGCACUAGCACUACAAAAUCCACACUUGGCCCGAGAGUUCUUCCCAAACUACCUCAGAAAGUGGCAUUAAGAAAAAUCGACACCAUCCAUCACCCUUCCAUAGAUAAGUCCAACCAGCAGCCCGAUGUGUUUCAGAAGUCUCCCCAGGCUGCAGAGAUCCCUCCGAAAGUUCCCUUGCCAGAGAAGCCGCAGCCAGGGGACCUGCCCCCCAAGCCGCAAGUUGGGGAUCUGCCGCCCAAACCAGGAGAACUGCCUCCCAAACCCCAGCUCUCUGACCUGCCCCCCAAACCGCUGCUCGGAGACCUCCCUCCGAAGCCUCAGGUCAAGGACCUUCCUCCCAAACCUCAGCUGUCAGAGGUACCCCCUAAACCCCCAGGUACAGACACCCCUCAGAAGUCCCUCCCUGGAGAAUCGGCACCCAGACCACCGCCUUCUGACAGCCCUGGAUCCAACCAGCUGGGCGAGGCCGCUCCCAGACAGCUCUCGGAGGACACCAAUGGCACACCACCCGCCGUGAUGGAGAUGCCAGUUCCUCUGCCCAGGAAAAUCAACACGGGCAAGAACAAAGCAAGGCGGGUCAAGACUAUCUAUGACUGCCAGGCCGACAAUGAUGAUGAGCUGACGUUCGUGGAGGGAGAGGUGAUUAUUGUUACUGGAGAGGAGGACCAAGAGUGGUGGAUCGGGCACAUUGAAGGGCAGCCUGAGAGAAAGGGCGUGUUCCCCAUGUCUUUUGUUCACAUCCUUUCUGAUUAGCGACCAGCUGGACCUGCACAGGGCACAUCAUUCAUGCACCGCACUAUGCUUCCUUCCUGCAAAGAGUAAGACUGCUGCCACCCCACAGCCCUGGGCACCUCAUUGUGUAUAUAGCAGCUGUUAAAAUAAUAAAAGAGAACGAGAAACACAAAAGAUAAAAUAAAUCAUGUAGGUUCACCUUAUGAGGUGUAAAGUACAUAGAUAUUGUAAAUAUACUGUGUUAUCCUGCCUUUGCCAGUAUUAUCAUAGCCUUGGAACCUGGCCUUACUGGGUUUGCUGUAGCCAUCCUUGGAAUCUAGCACUUACGUAACAUCUCUGUCUUUGCUGUUCAGCUGUAUGUAUGUACAUACAUAUACAUAUAUAUGCAUAUACACUCAUACAAAAAAUGCCCUGCCUGCGCUUACAAAGCUUGGGCAGUCUUGUUCAAAGUUCUAACCCGUAUAAGCUUGACUGUCUUAACGUUAAGAUCAUCUCUGUGUUUCUCAGUAACAUUGCAAGAUCAGGAAAAACAGACGCAUAAAGGAAUAAAUUAGUCUUUAAGUCUUCACUUCUCUCUUAAAAAAGAGAGUGCAGGACUGAAAAAUGUGGUAAGAUGGUUGUGUAACUUCCACAGAGCUUACCAAGAAUGCACGUCAAAGGAUGAAAUAUAUAUUCAUUAAAUGUAUUCCUAAUCCUCGCUUGCAUAAUAUUUUUGUUAAUGAAUGUGCUUCGUAUACACUGUCACAAAUGUCCAGACAAUAUCAGCAUUAGCGACAGCUGUCAGACUACUUGAAGUCGUUCCAUCUUUAGACAGUCCAGAAGAUGGCAAUUUUGUUUUAUAUUUUUCACCUACUGUCCUAAGCUGGUUGCACUAAAAAUCCUUCAAAUUUGCAUGGAUUUCUUAAAAACUUUGUAUAUUCUGUCUCUUUCAUGACUUGUCCGACUCUGAUUAGAAACUGGAACGUUCCUUUGGUGAAGUGGCUCUGGUAUAUGUUCCUCUCUAGUUUCAUGAUACAAGUUGUAUUGUGAUCCAAACUAAAUGAUGCAUCUCACACCUGAACAUCUUGCGAAAUUUCCUGUCAUUCGCAAGUGAGGGCAUUUCCAUUUUGUUCUGGAGGUGCACUCUGUGUAACGGUAUCCCUCUGGUGUCUGGACACCUGUCUGGAGCUAUCUGGCAGGAUAGCGUAUACAUGCACAUAUACAGUAUCUAGGUAUUACAGUGUCCUAGCAUGUGGUCUUCUCUGGAAGGUAUGAGGACAUUAUUAAACUUUUGUGAUAUAUUGGAUUGUGAAAUAUGUUUUUAGAAGCUCAGCAGUGGCUGGCGAAGGUAUUAAUAGAAUCAUGCUGUACC